Molecule: messenger RNA, 1411 nt
Organism: Magnolia sinica
Lineage: Eukaryota; Viridiplantae; Streptophyta; Magnoliopsida; Magnoliales; Magnoliaceae
Product: phosphopantothenate--cysteine ligase 2-like
Exons: 10
Coding region: 131-1126 (331 amino acids)
Biological process (GO): coenzyme A biosynthetic process
Cellular component (GO): nucleus; cytoplasm
Molecular function (GO): phosphopantothenate--cysteine ligase activity
Source: RefSeq, a predicted model, not a curated record
AGAGAGAGAGAGAGAGAGGGAGACGCUGAGAGAGAGAGAGGAGGAGACGCUGAGAGAGAGCGAGGGAGAGGGAGAGGGAAGGAGACGCUGAGAGAAGGAGAAGGAGACGCAUCAGAGCAGGGCCUUCCCCAUGGACUCAAGAAAUGGAUUAGGAGCUCCACAGGAAACAUCAGAUGCCGAUAUCGAAUCCUUCUUUGAAUCAGCUCCACCUCUAAGAGACAGUUUCAACGUCUCUAGGAAAGUGAAGGAAUUCAUUGAACGGAAUUCACGAUCUUUUGAAAAUGGGAGAUCUACCAGGGUUGUUUGUGUGACUUCUGGUGGUACCACUGUCCCUCUCGAGCAGCGUUGUGUUCGUUUCAUUGAUAACUUUAGCUCAGGCCAUCGAGGAGCUACAUCUACAGAGUAUUUUGUGAAGGCUGGAUAUGCAGUUAUCUUUCUCCAUAGAAGGGGAACCUGCCAACCUUAUUGUGGAUCUCUUCCUGAAGAUUCCCUUCUCGACUGUUUUGAGCUUACAGAGGAUUCGACAGUUCAAGCAUGUCCUUCUCAUGCAGAAGCAGUGAAGAGGGCAAUUAGAAAUCACCAUGCUGCAGUAGAAGAAGGCCUCUUGCUGAAACUUCCCUAUACCACCAUCUUCGAGUAUCUUCAGAUUUUACGGGUGAUUGCGAUAUCAAUGAGGAGUAUUGGAUCAUGUGGGAUGUUCUAUCUUGCGGCCGCAGUAUCUGAUUUCUAUGUUCCUUGGGAGAGCAUGGCAGAACACAAGAUUCAGUCUGCAGCUGGUCCUCUGGAUAUGCGACUUGCCCCAGUGCCAAAAAUGCUCUCAGUGCUGAGGAAUAAGUGGGCCCCUGCAGCCUUCUGCAUCUCAUUCAAGCUGGAGACAGAUCCAAAAAUUCUUUUGGAGAAAGCCGACAAGGCCCUGAGGAAGUACAAGAUGCAUAUGGUUGUGGCCAAUGAGCUUUCAACACGCAAUGAGGAAGUUGUAGUCAUCUCAAGCAGCGACAGGAUUGCCGUUCGCAGAGAGCACCAGAACGAGGAUGUUGAGAAACAUCUCAUCGACCUCUUAGUAGAGAGACAUGCUGUAUACAUUGAAAAAUCUUCCACCGUUGCAUUAACAGGUGAGGUGGUGUAGGGGAUUUGCAGUUUUUAUACUGUAAAUUCUACACGAGUUACAUAAAGGUUUUAGUGGGUCAAAACUUCCACAUGCCAUUUCUUUUUACUCCGCCAUAAUAAAUGAAGAUUUUGUAUGACAUUCAAUAAGAAUGUUGGAAGGUGUACCACACACCAGCUAUAUAGCUAGUGUAGAUAGUGUCCGACGCUCCUCCAGCUCUGAGUUGUACGAACGGUUCAGAGGAGAUCAAAGUAACAUGGGCCCCACAAUGAUGUAUUUAUUAUAUAUAUCCUCACCGUUCAUCCA